Marasmius oreades (fairy-ring Marasmius) is the source of this 2754-nucleotide messenger RNA. RefSeq lists its product as uncharacterized. Gene Ontology annotation, cellular component: plasma membrane. The record is from RefSeq and is a predicted model, not a curated record. Lineage: Eukaryota; Fungi; Basidiomycota; Agaricomycetes; Agaricales; Marasmiaceae. The coding region runs from base 1 to 2754 and encodes 917 amino acids. Gene Ontology annotation, biological process: transmembrane transport. Gene Ontology annotation, molecular function: transmembrane transporter activity. The transcript has 6 exons.
AUGUCCUUUGCUGUUUAUGCCUCGCAAUUCAUCAAUCGACAAAAUGGCACCAGCAAUGCUGGAGAAACCAACAUGAGUUCUUCACAGCCCAUGUUCUUCUCGUUCACAACCGAUAAUAGUGGUAGCGAUGGGGAGGGCUCCAGGGCGGAUCGUGGGCGAAGGGGUGCUCAAGAUGCAGGACCUGGAGGGUCUGUGUUUGGAAGUGGAUGGUGGGGUAAUAAGGGUGGUAUACAUGAUGGGCGUGGACGGGCAAGAGGGCGAACUGCACCUGAUUUCAAUGAAUUAGAUGAGAAUGAUCCGCACCUGAUACAGGACGGUGAAGAGGAUGUUGGCAAUUUCCCUCGCGAUGUUACCCGUAACGUCAAUCACGGCGACGAAGAUCCGUAUCUGAGGCUGGAUGAAGAAGAACCCCAUGUACGGAGAACCCUGUCACAGUCUCGUUCACCAUCACCCCAAGGUGGAUGGCUUGCUCAUCACGGUCGCCUCAGCUCCUCUUCAUCAUCAGGAUCAAGCUCAGACGACGAGGAACCGCCACUAGAUAUACUCGUACAACAGCGACCGCAAGUCCAAGCACCUCCACCGAGGACUAACCGCGAUCCUGUUUCUCUAUCUCUCACCGAAUCCCUACUACCACGGGACGGCGUUACCCGUCCAAUCGAUGUUUUCUCUCUCCCCGACCCUCGCUUCACCCCACGAAAUAGACGAAAAUUCCAGGAUUCAUCAUGGACAGCACUCUGGCUAACAGGCAUUUCUGUCUGUUUGAUAUCUUCUAUUGUCCUUUUAUUCGUCACAUCCACCUCGAAAGCAUCUCAUAACGACCGGAAACAGAAGAAGCUAUUACCCUACACCACCUUACUCCAUACAAUACCGCUCCUGACGAUAUUGACGUUCGCAGCAGCCGUAGUUUCCUAUCUACAUGUACUUCUGCUGAGGGUGUUCAUGCAACCGGUAAUGAUAGUCACGUCGGUUUUCGUCCCUGCCACGCUUUUCAUCAGUUUCAUCUGGGCCUUUGUGGGUAGCUUCAUGUGGGAUGAGGGGCAAGAGGUUACUUGGGGAGAAACGGUCGGACUUAGGAUAUUCUCAGUGAUACCGCUUCUUCUCUCACUCUAUACCGCACGCCGUCUACUACACCUUCCGAAACAACUUCACACGUCCUCAGCCACCCUUUCCCUCGUCACGAGAAUCCUCAUGGGCAAUCCUUUUCUCCUGGCACUCUCACCCGUCAUAUUGCUCGCAAUGUUGUUAAUAUCAAUCCCUUUCCUCACACUCAUUUUCCGGUUACUAUUGAUUGGGUACUCCACUGGCACAGAUUCUCCCAACCUGAGCAAAUACGAAUGGCAUAUCAAACCGUGGGCUAAUUGGUGUCUUGUUGGCGCAGUAGCAAUUUGGUUGUGGACGUGGGGUGUGGCGAGGGGCGUGUUGAAGAUGACAUGUGCUGGUGUUGUUGGCGCUUGGUAUUUUGCUGAUCCCCCAACUUCUUUACCUCCCCUUUCUUACUUUGGCCUUGUACCUGCUUUCUCGCCCACGGCGUUUUCCACUAAUGCUGCGGAAACACAUAACAUCCAUGCAGCACUUACUCGGUCAACUGGAUCCUCGCUAGGCACUGUCGUUCUCUCCGCCUUGAUCUUGACAGCAAUUAGACUUAUUGGCCUUCUAACUAUCUUCCUGGACCGACUACCAGAGUGGAUCGAUGCAUUAGGAGGAUGGGUCGCACGAGUCGCGAGAGGUGGUAUCUCCAGUAUAUUUACAGGGGGGAUUGGAGGGGUGGCUAGAACCACUUUUGCGAGGGGAACAUUCAUGGGGGUUCUCGUUUCCAUUACGCGUGCUGCAGUUGGGUAUUUGGAGGGUGUCACGUUGAACUUGAGCAAGUAUGCCGUCAUUUACGCGGGACUUACUGGUGAGGAGUUUUGGGUGAGUGCGCGGAGGGGGAGUGCGUUGACGGCUAUGGUGGCUUCAAAGAGUGGUGGUGUGGGCAGGGUGAAGGAACCCCCUCUUGCCCUUCUCACACUCGGCGCACCUUUGACAUUAACGUUUCCGUUCGCAUUAGCAGCGUACCUCUUCGUCGCUCAUACUCUUAAUGCACCGCAUGAAGCUCUGGGUACUGCUGUAUUAGCAGGUGGAGUUACUGCGUUGGUAGGAACUUUCUGUGUUGGCUUGGUUGGCGACGGUGUGGAUACCUUGUGGAUGUGUUACUGCAUUGAUAGGGAUAGUGGGAUUAUCUUGAAUGGGAAAGCAAGGGAAGGACGAGAAGAAGUUGUCGAUGCUUUUGAAUACAACUCGAGAGCGAAAACGUUGGCCCGACACCAAGCUAAACACCCACAGCACCCACAACGCCAACCUCCUCGACCAGGACCGUCGUCUCGACCUCAUCAACCGAUACGGUCCCAACCUCUGCGUUAUGACACUUCGCGUGCACCGGAAGAAACUCCCCAAGUUUUAUUUGACGUUGUUGGGGAUGUUGAAGCUCAAACACCACGAACGAGCCAGCCACUUGCACCCCGCUCUCCAUCACCUUCACCUUCAUCUUCAUCUUCACAUACACGCUCGUCCUUGGUUCCCCCCGAGUCUCUGACAUUAAUGGCUCAUCAUGCGGAAGAAGAUGAUAUGGAUCCUUUCGUUGGCGAGCAUGAACCGGAGCCAGAGCUUGAGCUUGAGCGUGAGAUGGGUGGAAGCCAGGGUAAAGGAGAUGAGGGGCCAUCACACUCUCAGUCGCAGUCGCAGUCUCAGUUGUUCCCUGGGUCGGACUUGUUUUAG